UUGUUUCAGGGAACAUCGAUUAUGCCCCAAAUGGGUGUUGCAAUUCAUUUCAAUGAGGAAUAUUUUGAAAAUGCCGAAGAAUUUGAUGUGAACAGAUUUUUAACCGAGGAUGGAAAACUCAAAGUUUACGCACAUUUCAAUCCGUUUGGUUUCGGGAAAAGAUCGUGCUUGGGCGAGGGCUUAGCAAGAAUGGAAUUGUUCAUUAUUCUUGUUUCACUUAUACAAAAUUUCAAAUUCUUACCAGCUUAUGGUUACCCUGAUAAACAUUUGGUAAUGUGGUGA
Messenger RNA from Anisakis simplex (herring worm), 282 nucleotides. The record is from the annotation of a GenBank genome assembly. Lineage: Eukaryota; Metazoa; Nematoda; Chromadorea; Rhabditida; Anisakidae.